ACCCCUCCUAAUAUUAAAUAAGCUCGGUUUCCUCUUCGGCUCAGUUAUAUCGUUUUGUUCCUCUCUCAUCGGAGACAGUCGCUGACGUGUACACGUUUAAAAAAAGGCUUCAAACUCUGAAGUUUGAAUGUGUGCGUUUUUUUUUCAUCAAGUCAGCUGUGGAUCUUCUAUUGAUUUUUCACAAGAGUACCGACCAAUGAGAAAGACCACGACUUUUUCCCGUAGAGCGAGCUUUUUUAAUGUCCGAUAGUUUAUAACGAUAAACGAUGUAAAUUGUACAUUAGGUCUUUUAAAAAGGAAAACCGCGAGUUUAGCGGUUCGGCUUCUGUGAAACCGUGUGCGAUAAGUGUUGAUAAAAAUGCAGGUUGCUACUUUAUUUCGAGAGGCGACGACACUACUCGGGGCUGGUAUGGAGGCGCCCGAAGGGACUGGACUUAAACUGGACUGCUACAGAGGUGGAUAUCAAGAGAAUGGUAAUGGUUUAAUAAAAACGGAACCGCCACAUGAUGAUGGUUAUGAAACAGCAGGAGGAGGUGAUGUGGAUAUUCCAAACCAUCAUCAUGUUCCUAACCACAUGGGGCUAGUGCAAAAAAUGGGAAAUCAUCCUAUAGGUGAAGGAAACAUGAUUAAAUAUGAAAUGCAGGACGAUCCUUAUUCGUUUGUCGAUGAUGACCAUAUGAUGGCACCGGUGCAGUGUCCUCCUCUCAUAAUGCAGCAAGCUCCAAAAAAAAGAGGCCGGAAGAAAAAAAUAAAAACAGAAGAGUUGCAACCAUUACACAGCCAUAACCAACAUGGCAUGGGUUAUCAGGGUAUAAUGGGAUGUCUACAAAGUCCUAUAAAAGAUCCUAGCAGUAUGAAAAUUGUAAAAGAAAGAAAAAAACACGAUCGUUUUAACGGAAUGCCUGAAGAGGAAGUUUCGAAGAGGACUCUGCCAGAUCAUUUAACACAAAAUUUAGAUAUUGUUAUUAUCGGAAUAAAUCCAGGACUAUUUGCUGCUUAUAAAGGGCAUCAUUAUGCUGGGCCAGGAAAUCAUUUUUGGAAAUGCCUUUAUUUGUCUGGUCUGACACCAGAGCCAAUGACUGCUGAUGACGACUAUAAACUUCUUAAAGUAGGAAUCGGUUUCACUAAUAUGGUAGAAAGAGCGACAAAAGGCAGCGCUGAUCUCACAAGGAAAGAAAUCAAAGAAGGUAGUCAAAUUUUAUUAGAAAAACUGCAGAAGUUUAAACCCAAAAUAGCAGUGUUCAAUGGAAAACUUAUUUUUGAAGUAUUUUCUGGAAAAAAGGAUUUUAGCUUUGGACGACAACCUGAAUUAGUAGAUGGAACUAAUACAUACAUGUGGGUUAUGCCGUCAUCUAGUGCUCGUUGUGCUCAGCUUCCAAGAGCAGCUGAUAAAGUCCCAUUUUAUGCUGCACUGAAGAAGUUUAGAGAUUAUUUAAAUGGUGCAGUGCCAGAAAUUGAUGAUAAGGAACUAGUUUUUUCAUAUUCAAAACUAAAAAACUUUUUUGAACCUGAGAUAAAGGAAGAAGGUAAAGAUGGACAAUGUGUUUAUAAUUACAACAAAGUAAAUGCCGAUUUGACAGAUAUAAGUAAUUUGGGUAAAAAAGAUGAUGAACCAGUUCAGCCGAAGAAGAAAAGAGGACGUCCUAAAAAGAUUAAAGUGGAAGGUGAACAACCAAGACCGGAAGAACAGCCGAAACCGAAAGUCGAAGACAAACAGGGAGUUCCCAAAAAAAAGAGAGGAAGGCCAAAAAAGAUAAAAGUCGACAAUGAGAAUAUACCCCAGCCUCCUUCGGAACAUAGCAACCCACCUAACCACUGUUUUUCGCCCCCUAUUCAAUCACCAAAUAUGCAGAACUUCCCCUUAUAUCAACAACCGCAUUAUAAUCAAAGUUCUCAAUCGCCUCUCCCUACAAGUUAUCACCAAUCUCCAAUGCAGUCUCACGGUUACAACCAGUCACCUCAGCCUCCGUCAUUUACUCAUUCAGAUUUGUCUUCAGAAAUUAGUGCAGCUAUAUCUUCCGAACAAAAUCCAGAAUCUCCCGCCCUCGGGCCGCCGGAUUUUGAUCCUCCAGUAAAUCUUACUGAAGAGGUUAGCAAAAGUCCCAACCAGAAGGAUGACGAUUGUCACUUUUCUAGUCCUCAAUCAAAAAAGAGUUACCAAAAUUACGAUGAUUUUUCAACUGAUUCUGAUUCUGGUGUGAGAUAUCCACCAAAGCAAAUAAAUCAAGAUGUUUCAUCAAAGAGCCUUUCUGGCCUUGAAUCGCUGGUUGACCAAAUACCAAAUAUAACUGACAAUGACCAAUCUCACACAGUUGGAAGUGGUGAAAGUGAGCAUAUGGGAUCUCAGUAUUCAGAGGAUUCGGCUUAUCUAUCUGACUAUCCACGAUCAUCACACUUCAGCCCUCAAUAUAAUACUAGUACUUCUAAUUCAUAUAUGCAACAACACAGUAAUUUUUCAGUAACAUCUCUAGCGAAUAGUUCAGCUACAGAUUCAACAUUUUCGGUAAGUUCGUUGGCCGGUAGUUAUACUCCUUCAACCUAUGCUAAUGUUAUGGGACCUCCUAUGUCUACAAUGAUUGAUUCAAAUCCCCCUUUAUUUACAAAUUCUUUGGAUAGGGCAUGCAGAAUAGAUUCUUCAGUUAAUAUUCCACCAGGAAAUCCUUCGAUUCCAUAUCCUUAUCCACAGUAUUCUAAUCCAUACUCAAAUGCUAGCUCUGGUUUUUAUCCGACGACGCACAACCUUCAUAUGCCUGGUCCAAAUUUCCCUUAUCCAGGCCCUUAUUCAAAUUCUUCCUAUCCGCAGUCAGGUUAUUUACCAAACCAUAUGUUCGAUAGAAUUAAACCGGAUCGUAUGGAUAUCGGGUUUGGAAGCUUCUGAUAAUUUUCUUAAUAUUUUAAUUGUUCAGUAUGAAAAAUGGUAACCCUUAAAUACAAUUACUUAUUGUGUUAUUGUAUGAGGAUUUCUUGUUCUUUAUAAUUGUUAAAUAUGUUUUAAUAUUUAGACAAAAUUUAAUAUUUUCAUAGCAUCUUCCAUUUGUUGGGUAUUUGGUAGAGUUAUAAGCCAGUACUUUUGAAGUAUAAAAUUAAAAUUAAAAAAUAAAAAAUAAAACAAUUUUUUAUACUUUUACAAUUAUAUUCUUAUAUUACCCUGUGAUAUGUCAGCCUCAAGUUUUUUUCUAAUAUUCAUAAGUUACAUUUUAAUGGGUUGACAAAAAACAAAUUUAAAAAUGGAAUCAAAAUUCAAUACUGUUGCACACUCUUUUAGCCCAGUCGAUAGAAAGGAUAAUUACUUGGUUACAAUAAACAACAUAAUUU
This is a messenger RNA of Cimex lectularius (bed bug), 3315 nucleotides long. RefSeq lists its product as uncharacterized. The record is from RefSeq and is a predicted model, not a curated record. Lineage: Eukaryota; Metazoa; Arthropoda; Insecta; Hemiptera; Cimicidae. Gene Ontology annotation, molecular function: DNA binding; mismatch base pair DNA N-glycosylase activity. The transcript has 7 exons. Gene Ontology annotation, cellular component: nucleus. Gene Ontology annotation, biological process: base-excision repair, AP site formation. The coding region runs from base 359 to 2878 and encodes 839 amino acids.